CUCAAGAGUUUUAUUUCAGAUUUUCAUUCAGGUCGGAGAUUGGAUGAUGAAGAAGCAGAAACUAUCGAAGACAAAACAUUAAACAGAGAUUUUCUGUGCAAAUCUGAAAGGCCAAUUCAGCGCGCACACCAUGGAAGAUUCAAAUGAAGUUCAUUCAGAUGAGAAUAAAGCUUCCUCUGAUAAUAAGAAAAGAGUACUCAAGACACCAGCCCAGCUUAUGGCUUUGGAGAAAUUUUAUAAUGAGCAUAAGUAUCCUACCGAGGAAAUGAAAUCACAACUUGCGGAGGAGUUAGCAUUGUCAGAAAAGCAGAUAUCUGGAUGGUUUUGCCACAGAAGGUUAAAAGACAAAAGAUUGUCUAGGGAUGAAACAUGUGCUAACGGACGGCAAGAUCGUUCAAGUGGUGUUAUUCAGGAUCGUGCUAGUGGACUUGGGCAAGACUCAUGUGGUAGCACUAAACAUGGAGACUAUAGGUAUGUUGAUCCUAGGGAGGUUGAAAGUCGGAGGCUUUCUGGGUAUGAACUCCCAGCUGCAGAUCUCACUCGUGAGAACCGGAUUCAUUAUACAGAAAGAGUUAGCAUGGAUAAUACAUCUUCAGAAAGUAGCUCAUCUUUACAAGAUAGGUUUCUUCCUCAAACCGAAGAUCCAUACGAUAUGGAGACAUCUAGAUAUGCAACUGAUAAUGGGGUCUUUUCACCCUUAAGUUCGAAGGGUACUGAAAACAUGGGAUAUAAGCCCUCAGGGUAUUUGAAAGUCAAAGGCGAAAUAGAAAAUGCUGCUAUUACAGCUGUUAAAAGGCAACUUGGGAGGCACUUUCAAGAGGAUGGUCCACCGUUAGGAGUAGAAUUCGAUCCACUUCCUCCUGGUGCAUUUGAAUCCCCUAUUAUGGAUCCCGUGCAAGAACCGUCAAUUGGUGCGGAUGCUGUUGGUCUUGUGUCCCCUGACACAUUCGGAGUGAAAAAGGAAUCAAGUCCAAGCACUAGAUAUGAUUUAUAUAAUUCCAAAUUAAGUUCCGCGGGUAUGUAUACGUACCCGGAAAGUCGUGGUUUGAUGCAUGGGGUUGAUAUGGUGGAUAGGAAAUCUCGCAAGAAAUUGAGGCAAAAGUCCACUUAUCUUAAAGAUUUCAAUUCUUCUGCUGGACAAAACUCUUCCUUGGAUAUGUAUGAUAAAUUCCCUGGAGGAAUGUCAGGUUAUAAUGGCAAUAGGAAGAACAGAAUGAGCUCUAAGCAUGGCCACCGUGGUAGGAAAAUCACUAGUGAAAUAACAGAGCCAUGGCCAAAGGAGUCCGAUAAAGUUUGUAGCCCCAACGUUAGAGCCAAGUCAAAGGCCUCAAAUUCUAUAGCUAAGCAUUCCGAAACUCAUGACACAGAGAGAGGACUCUUUACAAUGAUCCCACGGGAGGAGAAAGUUGAUGGAGAAUGUAAGGCGGUAAAAGACUACCACAAUCCACUUAGAGUAACGAAGAUAAAUGAAAUGGCGGUUUCAAGACAAGGCAGAGUUAAUUUUCCUCAACAAGACUAUGUGACAAAUGUGUCGUAUUCUCAAAUUCCAGAGCGUCAAAAUUAUAUUAAAGGAAUCAUGGAUAUGCCAUCUAGCUUCAGUGAGGAUGAAACUGCAGAAACAAACUCUUCAGUUGAUUGAGGAUCCCACAAUUGAAGGAUGACUGGCUUGAAGGGCUCACAGGUCUAUAGAGAUGUACAGUUGAGUAGAUGUAUUAAAUUAAAAUUUUAAAUACAUCGGAAAUGCUAUAUGUGGCAGUAUUCAUUAUGAUAUGUGUAGCAAUAUAUAUUUUUUCUACUUCAAUUUAUACUUCAUUCAAGAGAAGAUAAAUGGUGACAGUACAAUUGUAAUUCUGAUCAGUCUGGAUCUGCUAAGAGUAGGGUAUUAAAAUUAAAGCGGAUCCAAGUUUCAACAAUGCUAUUCUUUUUGCUGUUAA
Argentina anserina (silverweed cinquefoil) is the source of this 1934-nucleotide messenger RNA. RefSeq lists its product as uncharacterized. NCBI's taxonomy places the organism in Eukaryota, Viridiplantae, Streptophyta, Magnoliopsida, Rosales, Rosaceae. The record is from RefSeq and is a predicted model, not a curated record. The transcript is spliced from 8 exons. Gene Ontology annotation, molecular function: DNA binding. Bases 131 to 1639 code for a protein of 502 amino acids.